This is a messenger RNA of Rhododendron vialii, 741 nucleotides long. Its product is annotated as calcium-binding protein KRP1-like. The transcript has a single exon. NCBI's taxonomy places the organism in Eukaryota, Viridiplantae, Streptophyta, Magnoliopsida, Ericales, Ericaceae. Gene Ontology annotation, molecular function: calcium ion binding. Bases 189 to 563 code for a protein of 124 amino acids. The record is from RefSeq and is a predicted model, not a curated record.
AGGCUGCAGCUUCCUGGAAGGAGAAGCAAUUACCAUCAAAAUAUUCUGUUUAUAUAUCUCUCCAGUAUGUACCUUGGUUUUUACGGCUCACUCUUUCAUGUGACAGACUCUCUCUCUCUCUCUCUAGAUCUCUCUCUCCAGAUCUCUCACUCUCUAUCUCUCUCUCUCUCUCUCUCUCAACUAAAGAGAUGUCUUUCACCUCGUUAAUGGAAUCUACCGACGACCCAUUCCUAUUCGACGACUACUUCCCGUCGAUGGUGGAGAGGCUAGGGGCGGACGGGUUCAUGGGGGAGCUGUGCAACGGUUUCCGCCUGCUGAUGGACGUCGAGAAGGGACUGAUAACGUUCGAGAGCUUGAAGAGGAACACUCUUCAACUAGGGUUGGAGGGAAUGAGAGACGAGGAGCUGAUUUGCAUGCUCGAAGAAGGAGACAUGGACGGGGAUGGGGCUCUGAGCCAGUGGGAGUUCUGCAUUCUCAUGUUCAGACUGAGUCCCGGGUUGAUGGACGGGUCCAAAAGAUGGAUGGAGGAUUCCGGUGGUGCAAGUACCGGAAUUGUGGUGUAGGUGCAUGGUCUUUAAUUAUUAUUACUAGUUGUAUUAAUUGUCUUGUUAAUUUAUUUUCAUGAAUUUUUAUAUUUCGUAAGUACUAAGGAUGUUGUGAUCUUGGUUGUUCGAUCGAUGCUUUGUUCUUGAUGGAAAUAAAAAUUCAAUAAGUGGAUGUUAGGGUCUUGGAUUGGAAUAA